AUGUUGACUUUUCGGCUUCUAUUCAUUUUCGACAUUAUACGAAUUUCACAAACGUGUCUUCCAAACACCAAACGUCUUUAUGAUCAAGAAUUUGACGUCAAACCAGUACUCUCAAUUAACGAUCUAGAGGAUAUUGUUACUGAACUAAAUGUCACCAAUUAUCUCUAUCAGUACUAUGUGCAAAAAAGACUUAAAAAUGAAGCAUGUCAUGCAUGCCCGGAAUUUAAAUCACCUAAUUGCACCAUUCUCAAAAAAGGUUUGAAGUGUGUGAAACCUAAAAUAUGGUACCAUCACGACAGCUAUUGUUUGCAUGCUGAAUUUGCUUGUAAUCGCAGUUUUCAUGCGUUGCAAGGUCGAAUAAUCGAUAUAAUGCAAUUAGAUGAUUACGCGGACUCAAGCGAAGAUGAUACAAAACACGAGACGUACGGUGUGCAUCAAUUACACAGAUUAGAUGAAAGAAUUCAGCGUUUUCCUAUAAGAGGAUUUAAGCGUCUUCCACGUGAAAGUCUAUAUUGCAUGACUGAUAAACGAUGGUACUACAGAUCCAAUCACUCACCUAUUAUCAUUCGAACUGAUCAGAUUUUUUGCUUGUAG
Molecule: messenger RNA, 594 nt
Organism: Brugia malayi
Lineage: Eukaryota; Metazoa; Nematoda; Chromadorea; Rhabditida; Onchocercidae
Exons: 3
Coding region: 1-594 (197 amino acids)
Source: RefSeq, a predicted model, not a curated record